Molecule: messenger RNA, 1509 nt
Organism: Aspergillus glaucus CBS 516.65
Lineage: Eukaryota; Fungi; Ascomycota; Eurotiomycetes; Eurotiales; Aspergillaceae
Product: fungal specific transcription factor domain-containing protein
Exons: 2
Coding region: 349-1080 (243 amino acids)
Source: RefSeq, a predicted model, not a curated record
UCAGCAAUUGCUCUUGGAAUCAACAUGCACAAUGUGGAUGACAAGACCGACGCCGUAUCCAGAGAGUCCCAGUACCGUCUUUGGUGUUCAAUAUCCAUGCUCGAGCAUUCCCUCACGACUAUGACCGGCAGGGCCUCAAGCUUGGAUGAAUCGUUCUCUGUACAUGCGCCUAUCCCGUUCACUGAAGGCUCGUUCUCAGACAGUCCCGCGUCUUCUUCUUUUAGUAAUGAAUCGGAGCGCGAGAAGAUCGCAAACUGAACUUUAUUCGAAACCGAGCUACAGACAAAAAGCCGGACUCUGCGACUCCAGUUUAUCAAACCAAAACCGUCACUCUACUUUGCCUAUCAAAUGGACCUGUCACUAGUCGCCAGUACCAUCACCAGUCGUAUCUACGGGGUCCAUGCCCUGCGGGACGGAUGGGACCAGGUAGAAAACGCAAUCAAACUAUACUCCCAAAAGCUGAACAAAUGGGUAUCUACUAUCAAAACUUUAUUUGCUUUCUCUGAUAACGAUGGAGAGCUGCCCCGCGGCCCUUCAUCACGCGAACAAGCCAGCCUGGCCCUGCACUUCUACAGCACUUGCAUCCUCAUAAAUCGCCCAUGUCUCUCACGCCCUGGACUCAGAGAGCACAGUGGCAUCCGGUUUCCUAGGAGUCGUUUCGGGAACGAUACAGCACUCACCUGUGUCCGCUCCGCACUUUUACUCCUUGCCGUCCUACCAGACGAGCCCGAUGAGGAAUGGUUCUAUACAGUAUCACCAUGGUGGACGAUGCUACAUUUCAUCAUGCAAGAAACAAGAGUCCUCCUCAUCCAUCUCACCGUGGGCCCCGUGCUCGUAAGAACAGAACAAGGCCACGAAGAACAACCCAAAGGAUCCCCACACCCCACCGACAUAGUCCUCCCUAGCUGCAAAAAAGCUCCCCGCUGGCUCCACCACAUAAUGAAUCAUGAUCUCGCCUGUAAACGUGGCUUCAAUAUUUCCGUCAGUUUCCUCCGUCGCGUUACAUCGUCCAGGAACCUCGAUUUCGAAGGCGUGCCGCUUCCAGUGCCCUUGCUGCUGGAUGAGUCGAGUGGUUCUUGAAGGUCAUCUACCACACAGCCGGCUUCUGCGAGUUCGAGCCAUGAGGGUUUUGGAAGUAACUCGACGACUCCUAUGUCUGGAACGGCGUGGCCGAGGGAAUUGUUUCCACCGAGUCUUGUGCAAGAGCCGGAUAUGGCUUGGUUAUUUUCUAUUGCUGAUUUACCAGAGCCGCACAGGACAUGAUGAUAAUGACUUUCUAUCACAGAUACGACAUUAUUCGAACCAUCAGAUCAGACUGAACUGAAUAUCGCAAUAACCCCCAUCUACAACAAAACCCAGCAGGCGCCAGGUACCCGAACAAGACUGCGUUUUAUAAGAGCAUGGCUGGAACACUCAUUAUUCAUCUGCCAUAUGCCAUACCAUCUGUCCUGAGCCCUGGAUGGGGCUUCAAGUAAAACGCUAAUUUUUCAAUCUUUACUUGGAACAGUU